GAGGGAACAGAGAGAGAGAGAGAGAGAGGCAGCAAUGGCGCCCCCUUCUACCUUGACGGCUCUGUUGGAGGAGAAAACGCUUCAGCCGAGCUUCGUGAGAGACGAAGACGAGCGUCCAAAGGUGGCAUUCAACCAGUUCAGCAACGAAAUCCCUAUAAUCUCUCUGGCAGGGAUCAACAACUCCGAGGGCGGCAGAAGGGCUGAGAUCUGUAAGAAGGUCACGGAUGCCUGCGAGGAGUGGGGUAUCUUCCAGGUCAUCGAUCAUGGCAUCGAUGCCAAUCUAAUCUCAGAGAUGACCCGCCUCGCUCGCGAGUUUUUCGCUCUCCCUCCGGAGGAAAAGCUCCGCUUUGACAUGUCCGGUGGCAAGAAGGGUGGCUUCGUCGUCUCCACUCACCUCCAGUGGCUGCAAGACCAAGGAGAGGCAGUCCAGAAUUGGCGUGAGAUCGUGACAUACUUCUCAUACCCAAUUCGGUCUCGUGACUACUCGAGGUGGCCAGACAAGCCCGAGGGAUGGAGGGAAGUGACCCAAACCUACAGCGAAAAGCUCAUGGGGCUGACCUGCAAGCUGCUGGAGGUGCUCUCCGAGGCCAUGGGUCUCGAAAAGGAAGCCCUCACCAAGGCCUGCGUCGACAUGGACCAGAAGGUGGUGGUCAACUUCUACCCCAAGUGCCCACAGCCCGAUCUCACCCUCGGCGUCAGGCGUCACACCGACCUUGGCACCAUCACCCUCCUCCUCCAGGACCAGGUGGGUGGAUUCCAGGCCACCAGGGAUGGCGGCAAGACUUGGAUCACUGUUCAACCCGUUGAGGAUGCCUUCAUCGUUAACCUUGGCGACCAUGGCCACUACUUGAGCAAUGGAAGGUUCAAGAACGCAGAUCACCAGGCGGUGGUGAACUCCAACUGCAGCAGGCUAUCGAUUGCCACGUUGCACAACCCAGUCCCUGAGGCGAUCGUGUACCCGCUAAAGGUCAGGGAGGGGGAGAAGCCGGUGCUGGAGGAACCCAUCACUUAUGCAGAGAUGUACCGGUGGAGGAUGAACAAGGAGCUUGAGUCGAACAGGCUUAAAAAGUUGGCCAAGGAGCAACAGUUGCAGGAACUGGACAAGGCCAAGCUAGAGAGCAAAUCCAUUGACGAGAUUUUUGCCUGAAUUUUUAUACUAAUAUGGUGUAAUGGCCCAAUGUCUUCACCCGUCCUUUUCCUUCUUUUUUUUUCUUGUUUUUCUAUGU
This is a messenger RNA of Telopea speciosissima, 1226 nucleotides long. Its product is annotated as naringenin,2-oxoglutarate 3-dioxygenase-like. NCBI's taxonomy places the organism in Eukaryota, Viridiplantae, Streptophyta, Magnoliopsida, Proteales, Proteaceae. Bases 35 to 1147 code for a protein of 370 amino acids. The record is from RefSeq and is a predicted model, not a curated record. The transcript is spliced from 5 exons.